Dibothriocephalus latus is the source of this 207-nucleotide messenger RNA. Lineage: Eukaryota; Metazoa; Platyhelminthes; Cestoda; Diphyllobothriidea; Diphyllobothriidae. The record is from the annotation of a GenBank genome assembly.
AUGCGUUUGUAUGAGAUUUCUGGUAUAGUAAGUGGUGUCGCGCCUUUUCUAGAUUUGCUGCAUUUCUUUUCGCCUGAACAGGUGCCACCCGCGCCGCCAAGACCCGACUUCGAUGCCUCGCGCGCCAAACUCCAGCGUCUGGGCAAGAGUGAAGGCACCAUGACCAAACAGGACAUGCAGAAAUUAAAGGCCGAACUGGAGGCGUGA